GGGCCCGGGAUCGGGAGCAGCGGCGCGAAGCGCGUCGGGCUGGGAGCGAUGGCGGACGAGAUCAGCAAGGCGCAGGUGGCCCAGCCUGGCGGGGACACCAUUUUCGGGAAAAUCAUCCGCAAAGAGAUCCCCGCCAAGAUCAUCUUCGAGGACGAGAAGUGCCUCGCGUUCCAUGACAUUUCUCCUCAAGCGCCAACACAUUUCCUAGUUGUACCCAAGAAGCCUAUUGCUCAGUUAUCGCAAGCGCAAGAUAGUGAUGAAGCUCUUCUUGGACAUCUAAUGAUUGUUGGCAAGAAAUGUGCUUCUGAAUUAGGCUUGACCAGAGGAUACCGAAUGGUGGUGAAUGAAGGAUCAGAUGGUGGCCAGUCGGUCUACCAUGUACACCUACAUGUCCUUGGAGGUCGUCAGAUGGGGUGGCCUCCAGGUUAAGGACUACAUGAGAGGUAUAGGAAUAUUGCCCUCAAACUGUUGCUUGAAUCCAGUGUAAAAAAUGUAAAAAAUCCAACCACGCUUAAUGAAGUCCAGUCACUUGUGGAGAACAAUAAAAGUUUGUGAAAGCCUCAUCCAAUAAAAUUACAAGUAUGUUGGAUCCCCA
Molecule: messenger RNA, 595 nt
Organism: Varanus komodoensis (Komodo dragon)
Lineage: Eukaryota; Metazoa; Chordata; Lepidosauria; Squamata; Varanidae
Gene: HINT1
Product: histidine triad nucleotide binding protein 1
Exons: 3
Coding region: 49-429 (126 amino acids)
Biological process (GO): purine ribonucleotide catabolic process
Cellular component (GO): cytoplasm; nucleus
Molecular function (GO): hydrolase activity
Source: RefSeq, a predicted model, not a curated record